AUGGCAGCUCAUAUGCGCAUGUUCUUCUGGAUUUCUUUGAUGGUCAUCUUUUUGGCGCGCUCCACCGUGACAGAAACUGAUAACUACAUCGUCCAUAUGGACUUAGCCGCCAUGCCUAAACCCUUUGCUACCCACCAUAGCUGGUACUCUGCCACCCUUUCCUCUGUUCUUCUAGAUACCUCUCCUCUUCGGACAACAACUUCUUCUUCCUCCUCUUUGCCUUCCAAAUUGAUCCAUUGUUACAAGCACGCCAUCAAUGGAUUCACUGCAAAUCUCACCCCAUCCCAGCUUGACGCUUUAAAAAACUCUCCUGGCUAUGUUUCAUCUGUACGAGAUUCAUCGGUUCGUGCUGACACAACUCACUCCUCUAACUUCCUCGCUCUAAGCCCCAACUCGGGUCUCUUGCCGAUCUCGAAUUAUGGCAGUGAUGUUAUAAUCGGGUUUGUGGAUACUGGAGUUUGGCCUGAAAGCGAGAGCUUUAAUGACGAUGGGAUCUCUAAAAUUCCAUCUAGAUGGAAAGGAGAAUGCGAGAGUGGCACCCAUUUCAAUGCUUCAUUGUGCAACAAGAAGCUGAUUGGAGGUAGGUUCUUUAACAAAGGACUAAUCGCCAAGUUUCCCAAUGUAACCAUAUCUAUGAACUCCACACGCGACACCAACGGUCAUGGAACUCAUACCUCCACCACUGCUGCAGGUAGUUACGUUAAAGAGGCAUCCUUUUUCGGUUAUGGUCAGGGAACUGCAAGAGGCGUGGCUCCACGAGCACGAGUGGCAAUAUACAAGGCCAUAUGGAAAGAGGGUAAUGUUGUAUCAGAUGUAAUAGCUGCAAUUGAUCAGGCAAUUUCAGACGGUGUCGAUGUGAUAGCACUGUCGCUCGGCAUCGACAGAGUUCCUCUGUACGAAGACCCUGUUGCUAUAGCCACCUUCGCCGCCAUGGAAAGAGGUAUUUUUGUAGCCACAUCCGCUGGAAAUAAGGGGCCUCAGUUUGGGACAGUACAUAGUGGAGCUCCUUGGGUUUUAAAUGUUGCAGCAGGCACAAUGGACCGUGACUUUGGAGGUACAAUUACACUUACCAAUGGAGUUUCUGUUUUGGGAUCAUCUUUAUUUCCUUUGAACUCAGCCAUAGCUUUGUCUCCACUCCCCAUUUUCUUCAUGGGGCAAUGUCACAAUUUGAAGAAACUCAAAAGAGUUGGAUUUAAGAUUGUGGUAUGUGAAGAUAGUGAUGAGUACUCCUUAGAUUUACAAGUUGAUAAUGUUCAAAGUGCCAAAAUUGCCGUAGGAGUCUUCAUCUCCAAUAUCUCCGAUUGGGAUAACUUAAUCCAAACUUCAUUCCCUUCUAUUUUCCUCAACGCAUAUCAUGGAAAUGUCUUAAAAGAUUACAUCAACAGAAGCUCUAACCCAAAAGCAAGGGUGAAUUUCCACAAGACAAUAAUAGGGACAAAGCCCGCACCGAGUGUGGCGCGUUACAGCUCAAGAGGGCCAUCAGAGAGCUGCCCCUUUGUGUUGAAGCCUGACAUUAUGGCGCCUGGUGAUGCCAUUUUAGCUUCAUGGCCACAGAACGUGGCAGCCACAGAUGUGUACUCAAGGCCAAUUUACAGCAAGUUUAAUGUAUUAUCAGGGACUUCUAUGGCUUGCCCACAUGCCGCAGGAGUUGCAGCCCUUCUCAAGGGUGCACACCCUGGGUGGAGCCCCGCAGCAAUUCGGUCGGCAAUGAUGACCACGGCCGAUAUUGUCGACAAUACACAAACAUUGAUCAAAGACCUUGGCAACAAGAACAAAGUAGCUACUCCUUUAGCCAUGGGGUCCGGGCAUGUCAAUCCCAACAAAGCGAUUGACCCGGGAUUGAUUUAUGACAUGGGAAUCGAAGACUAUACAAACCUUAUCUGUGCAUUAAACUACACCAAAAACCAAAUCCAAACAAUCACUCGAUCGACCUCGAACGAUUGCGAGAAGCCGUCGUUAGACUUGAACUACCCUUCUUUUAUCAUAACUGUGAAUGCUAGUGAUUCAGAGACAGGAAGAACAGAAAUCUCAAGAGAAUUUAAGAGGAGGGUCACCAAUAUAGGAGAGAAGGGAGCAACGUACAGAGCAAAGAUGACACCCAUGAAGGGGCUUGUAGUGACAGUGGAACCGAAGAAGCUGAAAUUCAAGAGGAAGAAUCAAAAUUUGAGUUUUAAGCUGAAAAUUAGAGGCCAUGUUAGCGUUAAAAGAGAAAGUGACGUGGUUUUCGGUUAUCUGAAUUGGGUGGAGGUCGGAGGUGGACAUAGAGUUCAAAGUCCCAUAGUGGUGACCAACAUGUCGUCAUCGAGGACCCCCACCUUGACGGCUGAUGACCUACUUUUACCUUACCGUUUCAAUUUAGCGUCCAAUCUUUUUAUUAUCAUGAAAACGUUACAUAAUAAUUAA
Molecule: messenger RNA, 2403 nt
Organism: Cucurbita pepo subsp. pepo (vegetable marrow)
Lineage: Eukaryota; Viridiplantae; Streptophyta; Magnoliopsida; Cucurbitales; Cucurbitaceae
Product: Subtilisin-like serine endopeptidase family protein
Biological process (GO): proteolysis
Molecular function (GO): serine-type endopeptidase activity
Source: RefSeq, a predicted model, not a curated record